This is a messenger RNA of Phragmites australis (common reed), 2764 nucleotides long. RefSeq lists its product as uncharacterized. Gene Ontology annotation, molecular function: protein dimerization activity. The transcript has 3 exons. The record is from RefSeq and is a predicted model, not a curated record. NCBI's taxonomy places the organism in Eukaryota, Viridiplantae, Streptophyta, Magnoliopsida, Poales, Poaceae. Bases 1 to 2589 code for a protein of 862 amino acids.
AUGAAGGGAGGCCGAAGCCAGCAAUCUGGAAGCGCCAGACCUACCCCGCCAAGCAAGAAGCGCUAUAAAAUGCUAGAUUUGAAGUCCUUCUUUAGUAGCAAUUUGUCGAGUGGCUCGGGUCCAAGUACCCGUGAAAGUGGAAAUGCUCUUGAAUCUGAAGAAGGGCAAGGGGAGGUGGGUGACCUGGGACUGGGAUUCGGAGAUUCAGCACCUGAAAUUGCAGAUUCUAUGGCACAAGUUGCUGUUGAAGAUACAUUAUUACUAAAUUUGCCAUCACAAGAUAUUGAAGGUAUUAAGGUUUUCAACCCGGUUGUCCAUCUUGUUUCUGAUCCAGGACUUCGUAUUCCUAUUGAGGGAUUUCAUCCAAACAUUAGAGAUGAUGUUAAGAGGGCUUAUUUGUUGAAGGGCCCGACACAACCUUUUGGCCAUGAUUUUCCUCGCAAGUUAUGUGAUAGCAGGGCAUUUUUAGAAACUUGGUUAAGGCAAAACGAUUGGCUAGAGUACAGUGUGGCAAAGGAUGCAGCAUAUUGUUUCUAUUGCUUUCUUUUUAAGCAGGAGCCCUUAGAGCAACAAUUUGGUCAUGAUGCUUUUACCAAAGCAGGGUAUAGGAAUUGGAAGAAUGCUUAUCAUGGACUUCCUCUUCAUAUUGGUGGGCCAACUAGUUGUCAUAAUAGAGCAAGGACAGCAUGUGAAGAUUUUAAGAAUCGAAGGGCAAGUAUCACACAUAGGGUUGAGACUAAUAGUGUUGAUGCUGAAAUGAAAUAUGAAGUUCGUCUGACAGCUUCUUUAGAUGUUGCAAGCUUCCUCAUUGCGCAAGGUCAUCCAUUUCGUGGACAUGAUGAAUCUCCCUCCUCCUUAAAUAGAGGGAAUUUCUUAGAGAUGCUUGAGUGGUACAAAAAGAGGAAUGAGAGUGUAAAGGUUGCAUUUGAGGAGUUGUGUCCAUUAAAUGCCCAAAUGACUUCUCACAAGAUUCAAAAGGAUCUUACUGAAAGUUGUGCGAUAGAGAUUAGAGAAGUGAUAAAGGAAGAGAUUGGUGAUAAAUGUUUCUCAGUUCUAAUUGAUGAAUCUCGUGAUAUCUCAAUAGCAGAGCAGAUGGCUGUGAUUGUGAGGUUUGUGAACAAUAAAGGAAUGGUUGUGGAAAGGUUUUUGGGUCUCAAACAUGUGGAGGAUACAACAUCAAAUGCAUUAAAGAAAGCUUUGCUUGAGAUGCUUGCUGACUAUGGUUUAUCUGUUGCUAAACUUCGAGGGCAAGGAUAUGAUGGAGCUUCAAAUAUGAGAGGUGAAUUCAAUGGUUUGCAAAAACAAAUUCGUGAUGAGAACCCUUAUGCUUUCUAUGUUCAUUGCUUUGCUCAUCAAUUGCAGUUGGUCAUUGUUUCCGUUACAACUUGUUGUUCAUCUUUCUCUGAUUUCUUCAACUAUGUGAGUUUGAUUGUGACUAGUGCUAGUUCAUCUUGUCGAAGGAAAGAUAAGUUAAUUGCACAUAAUCGCGAUACCAUUUUGCAAAAGUUGGAUAGUGGUGAGAUUUUUUCAGGAAAGGGGAAAAAUCAAAGAACAAACUUGGUUAGACCUGGUGAUACAAGAUGGGGUUCUCAUUUCACAACAUUACUCCGUAUUGAGUCAAUGUGGGAUUCUGUGGUCAGAGUGUUGUCCAUGAUUCAUGGGGAUGAGCGUAAUCCUGGUCGAGCAGCUGGUUUGGUACGCAAAAUGGAGAGCUUUUCCUUUGUUUUAAAUAUGAAAUUGAUGUUGCAAGUUCUUCGCAUUACAAAUGAGUUGUCUCUCUUGCUACAAAGAAAGGAUCAAAAUAUUGUUCAGUCUAUGUCAUUACUAGUUGAUGUCAAGACACGUUUGGUCACCUUGCGAAAUGAAGGUUGGGAGCCAUUAUUUAAAGAAGUCAAAUCUUUUUGUGUUGCCAAAAAGAUUCCACUACCAAAUAUGAAUAAGCCCAUACCAAGAUGGGGUCGCUCAAGGCUUGAUGGCGACUUGAUAACUCAAGAGCAUCAUUAUCGUGUUGAUACUUUCUUUGCUGCUCUUGAUGCUAUUAUCACGGAGAUGGAUCAUCGCUUUAAUGAGGUAUCAUCAGAGUUACUUGUUUGCUUAUCCUGUCUUCAUCCAAGAGACUCAUUCGCUAAGUUUGAUGUUGAUAAGAUUGUUCGUCUGACGGAGAUCUAUGAUCAUGAUUUCUCAAUUGUUGAGCGUUCGCUUAUAAGGGAUCAACUUAAGACCUUCAUUCUUCACGUGCGAAGAGUUGAUGAUUUCAAAGCUUGUCAUGAUCUUGGAAGCUUAGCCAUGAAAUUGAUAGAAACUGAAAAAUAUCUUGCUUUUCCUCUAGUCUAUCGCAUCAUAGAGUUAGCAUUGCUCCUUCCAGUGGCAACGGCAUCGGUUGAAAGAUCUUUCUCGGCUAUGAAUAUAAUCAAGACAGAUUUACGCAAUAGGAUAUCUGAUGAGUGGCUCAAUGACUUGAUUUUGUGCUACAUUGAGAAGGAUAUUUUUAGAGGACUUGAUUCGGAUAAAAUUAAGAAGACAUUUCAAGUUAUGAAAGAUCGAAAAAUGAGCUUGCCUAAACCUCCUAAAAGACCUAGACAUUCUUAGUGUUUUAUGAGUGGUAUGUCUUCUCGUAAUAUUAUCUACAUUUUUGCAAUAUAUGAUCACUUAAUUAUCACUCACUAAUUGAAUAAUUUUUGAAUUUGACAGGUUUGUACUAUAUCUUUUGAUAUAUGUUGAUUUAUAUGGUUUAAGAAUCGUUGUUUACUCGACUACUUGUAUA